CGCUCUUCGUCACAAAUUCUUUAACACCCAUGAGGCUUUGCGCUGGACGUAGGAACGCGCGUGCGCAUGACGUACUAAAUUUCAGCCGGGAAAAAUCAAAGCAACGUUCAGCAAAACAACGUCCUGAAGCCCGACAACAUGCAGAGAAGCAGUCGUCUAAAGCGUGAGCUGCAGAUGUUGAGCACUGAGCCACCGCCUGGGGUUUCCUGCUGGCAGCUGGAGGACAGAGUGGAGGAGCUGCAGGCCCAAAUCGUUGGGGGCGCCAACACUCCGUAUGAUGGUGGGCUGUUUACACUGGAGAUAAAGAUCCCUGACAGGUAUCCAUUUGAACCUCCCAAAAUGCGCUUCCUGACACCUAUCUACCACCCCAAUAUUGAUAAUGCUGGCCGGAUUUGUCUUGAUGUGCUGAAAUUGCCACCCAAAGGAGCAUGGAGGCCAUCGCUGAACAUCUCCACAGUGCUAAGCUCAGUACAGCUUCUUAUGGCAGAGCCAAAUCCAGAUGACCCAUUAAUGGCAGAUAUUUCGUCAGAAUUUAAAUACAACAAAGCAUUGUAUAUGGAGAAGGCACAAAGAUGGACGGCAAAAUAUGCAACACAAAAGAACAAGGGUCAUGUGGAAGCAGAACAGAAGAUUCCUGAAGACAGAAAAGAUAAAACUGCACCAAAGAGAGAAGCACUUUCAGAAAAAGAGAAUUCAGAACCCCCCAAGAGAGUGUGCAUGUAAAGGUGUUAGUCUACUAGUUGUCUUAAGAUCACUAUUUGCGUUCAUGUUUUAUUUUCACAUUAAUAAAGUCUUUCAAACCAUA
This is a messenger RNA of Clarias gariepinus (North African catfish), 805 nucleotides long. It is a transcript of the gene ube2t, whose product is annotated as ubiquitin-conjugating enzyme E2T (putative). The transcript has 7 exons. NCBI's taxonomy places the organism in Eukaryota, Metazoa, Chordata, Actinopteri, Siluriformes, Clariidae. The record is from RefSeq and is a predicted model, not a curated record. The coding region runs from base 139 to 723 and encodes 194 amino acids.